Messenger RNA from Neocloeon triangulifer, 3460 nucleotides. It is a transcript of the gene subdued, whose product is annotated as anoctamin-1. The coding region runs from base 97 to 2847 and encodes 916 amino acids. Lineage: Eukaryota; Metazoa; Arthropoda; Insecta; Ephemeroptera; Baetidae. The transcript has 15 exons. Gene Ontology annotation, biological process: chloride transmembrane transport. Gene Ontology annotation, molecular function: chloride channel activity; protein dimerization activity. The record is from RefSeq and is a predicted model, not a curated record. Gene Ontology annotation, cellular component: plasma membrane.
UCAAUCGGUUUGCUACCGAGAUCAGCGGGAGGUCGAAGAAAGGAAAGGGCUGGCCCCGGGCAGGGAAAUUGUUGUAGGACGUGCUGGACACGUGCGAUGGAGGAUGACGAGUCCUUCCUGGACACGAAGAGAGUGUCCACGUCGGUGUACCACAGCACUGAUGACUUUGACGAGGUGGAACUUCAGGAGCGACGGCCACGAAGAGUUAUUCGGGAGCAGUCGCUGUUCUUCCAAGAUGGACACCGUUCAGUGGAUUUUGUCCUCGCGUGGGACAUUAGGAUGCCCACGGCUGUCACCGACACAGCCGAACAUCGAAGGUUUUUCUUCGAAGAGCAGCUCGGACAGGAACUGGAGCUCGAGACCGAGGAGGCUGAGGAAGGAUCUGCCCUCACCUUUGUGAAGAUCCACGUCCCGCUGGACGUUCUAAAGAAAUACGCGGAAAUUCUUAAACUGCGAGUGCCAAUGAAAGAGGAGGGAAAAAUUCGAAGUGGCAGCAAACGAAAUCUGCUGCUCAGAACGACCAAGUACAUUUCGCAGAAGAUACCAGCGUUCCAAGAUGUGCAUGACAAGACUCAUUCGCUCAUGGACAGUGUCCAGACGGCUGUGGACAGGCUGCUCGGUUACAUAUACGUAGAUUCCAAACACUUUCCCCAAAAGAGCCAUCGUUUCACCGCAGUCUACUCUAGAUCUAAAGAAUACCUGUUCGACACGAAUGCCUCUGACUUUUUCAGCGCAGCUAUUCGUUCUCGCAUUGUUGACUUUAUUUUAGACAGAACCUAUUACGAGGACAAAUCACUAGAUCCGAACGCCCUUGGCAUCAACAGGUUGAUCACUGAGGGCGUCUACAGCGCUGCUUACCCUUUGCACGAUGGUGACCUGAAAACCCCUGGCAGCCAGCGCUACCUCCUUUACCAUGAGUGGGCCUCAGUCAAGCGCUGUCUACGUUACCAACCCCUCGACUAUGUCAAGGACUACUUUGGGGUUAAAAUUGGUCUCUACUUUGCCUGGCUGGGAUUCUACACGCACAUGCUGUUGCCAGCCUCGGUUGUCGGACUGAUCUGCUUCGCCUAUUCAUGGGUGACUUUACCACUAAACAAACCUACCCAAGACAUCUGCAAUCCAGGCAAUGAAUCUGUGUGGAUGUGUCCGUUGUGUGACCACUGGUGCGACUACUGGGACCUGCGCGAGACUUGCUUCCAUGCCAAAGUCACAUACCUCUUUGAUAAUCCGUCAACUGUCUUCUUUGCCAUCUUCAUGUCCUUCUGGGGAGCUACUUUCUUGGAGUUGUGGAAAAGGUACUCAGCCGAAAUCACGCACCGUUGGGAUCUGACCAGUUUUGACAUCAAUGAGGAGCACCCUAGGCCGCAGUACCUGAUGCGAGUUGUCCGCCUUUCUAAGACGAAGACUAGAAAAAACUCUAUUACCAUGGAAGAGGAACCUCACGUGCCAUUCUGGAGCCUUAGAUUUCCAGCUACUGUGUUCAGUUUUUCGGUUGUGCUUCUUUUGAUCCUGUUGGCGUUGGCGGCAGUUCUCGGUGUUGUCCUCUACCGAGUGUCCGUACUGGCAGCUUGGCACAGCCUGAAGGCCCAAGUGGAAACAAGCUCGGUCAUUCUGAUCACCUCGGUCACGGCUGCAUGCAUCAAUUUAUGCUGCAUUGUCAUCUUCAACUGGUUUUACAUGUGGUUGGCAGAGAAGUUGACCGAGAUGGAAUUACUCAGGACACAGACCGAGUUCGACGAUUCGCUCACCCUUAAAAUUUACCUCCUGCAGUUCGUCAACUACUACGCUUCUAUUUUCUACAUAGCUUUCUUCAAGGGAAAAUUUGUGGGCCGACCUGGCGAUUACAACAGAGUUCUCGACUACAGGCAAGAGGAGUGUGGUCCUGGUGGCUGUUUAAUGGAACUUUGCAUUCAGCUGUCAAUCAUCAUGGUUGGCAAGCAAGCCGUCAACACUUUGCUCGAAAUGCUCUACCCGUUGUACUACAAAUGGGUGAACACAAUCAAAGUAAAGACAGGGAUUUCGGACAGCCAGAAAGAGUUGAAGAAACCCCUUCAGUGGUGCAAAGAUUACAAGCUGGUGGAGUGGGGGCCGAGCAGUCUCUUUGACGAAUAUUUGGAAAUGGUUUUGCAGUAUGGAUUUGUGACCAUCUUUGUGGCAGCUUUUCCUUUAGCGCCAUUCUUUGCCCUGCUAAACAACAUUUUGGAAAUGAGGUUGGACGCCCAAAAACUGCUGAAGUUCUACCGGCGACCUGUGACUCAGCGUGUGCGUGACAUUGGCGUCUGGUACAGGAUUUUGGACUCGAUCGGAAAACUCUCAGUCAUAACAAAUGCAUUCAUUAUUGCUUUCACCACGGAAUUUAUUCCCAGACUGGUUUACAAAUAUGCAGUGAGUUCAAAUCAAUCGUUGGAAGGCUAUCUAGACUUUUCACUGGCGUCCUUCAACGUCACCGACUUUGAAGAUGGUUCUCGUCCUCAAAUGCGAGGCACCGAGCACGUUGAGGUUUGCCGCUACCCUGAUUUCAGAAUGGCACACACCCACGAAAACAAGUACUCCAAGACAGACCUCUAUUGGCACAUUAUGGCUGCAAGGUUUGCUUUUGUGGUCGUAUUUGAAAACGUCGUGGCCCUGGUGAUGAUUCUGGUGCGGUGGUGCAUUCCUGACGUGCCACGCACCCUUCGAGCGCAGAUCAGAAGGGAGGCUUAUCUCACCAACGAGAUGAUCAUCGCCAAAGAAGCUGAAAGGGCGCGAGGAGAUAAGCCGAGCCCAUCCCGCUCUUCACGGUCCACAAACAGCUUGCCGGAUGGCUUGCGCUCGAGACAAACUUUGAACGGUCCAGUUGCGGUCUAAUUACUACCCCAGCCUUUUCUGAUUUGUAAUCUCAUUAAAUUAACCACGUUCAUCAAACAUUUUUCUAAAAAUUUAUAUAUUCGGAUGUUACGAUACAUUAUAUUUGUACUUUGCAACAUCUAUAUGUAAGUGUUCAGGAUAUGACAGAUCUGACUCGUCCGUCUAGUCGAGAGCUGCCAGACAGCUCCUCUACUGUUAUUUUUGUGAUAAUUAUUCACGUGUCGCACAAUUAUAACCAAUCGCACACAUACCCCGCCUUAUAUUGAUACCAUUCAUUAGAUGUUAUUAUGGUCAUUCGAGAAUUUUGCCAAAUAAUCUCAUUGUUAUUUAUUGGUGUUCCUUCAAUUUGACUGCUACGAGGAGCGGCUUCUGAUUUUUAUUUAAAACAUUUUUACUGUUUUCGAUGUUUUUAACUGAAUAUAAUGUCAUGGCAACUUUUUGGCAUCUUUUUUCGCUUUAUGCAUGCUUAAAAUGUGCUCGAUCUGGAGCAUUUUGAAAAAAUGAAAUAUUUUAUAUUAUAUUGCAGUUAAUUAAGAAAUCUCAAAUUAUAUAAUUGCAUUGAAUAAAUUUCAAAAUGUAUACUGAAAUUAUUUUUUCUCCUAGAGAAUAAAAA